AUGUCGGCCUGCAUUGCGGCUGGAAACACUGUAGUCCACAAACCUGCUCAGGUUUCUCCAUUGACGGCGUUGAAGUUUGCUGAACUCGCGACUAAAGCUGGAUUCCCACCCGGUUAGUACCUAAAAUAAUUUUUGAUCGAAAUUUUGUUUGUGACGUAACUUGGAAUUCAUUUUAGGCGUGAUCAACGUUCUCACUGGUACUGGCGGAAGCAUUGGGCAAGCUUUGGCGGAUCAUCCAAAGGUCCGCAAGCUCGGAUUUACCGGUUCAACUCCAGUCGGCAAGACGAUCAUGACAAGGUGAAUAUUUUUGAUUUUUCUUGGUUGAACUUUUAGGAAAUUGAAACUUUUUUGGUCUCCAAAUAUUCUAUGGAGUGUUUUUCAGCUGUGCCAAGUCGAAUCUGAAGAAAUGCUCGCUGGAAUUGGGUGGAAAAUCGCCAUUGAUCAUCUUCAAGGACGUGGACAUCAACACGGUCGCCAGGAAGACCUGUGACGCGGUAUUCUUCAACAAAGGAGAGAAUUGCAUAGCUGCUGGACGAAUCUUUAUUGAGGAAUCGAUUCAUGAUCAAUUGAUUGCGAGGAUUGUCGAGAUCGCCUCAAAAAUGGUUAUUGGUCCACCAUUGGACAGAAAGACAGAUCAUGGGCCACAAAAUCACCUGGCUCACUUGAAAUCACUUGAGAAGUUUGUUGAGAACGCGGUCAAGGAUGGUGCGAAGGUUGCGUUUGGUGGGAAGAGGUUGGAUCGCAAGGGGUUGUACUUUUAUCCGACUGUCCUUACUCAUAUUGAUGAUAACAACUUUGCGGCUGAUGAAGAGUCGUUCGGCCCGAUUAUGUGUGUCUCUACCUUCAAGUAGGUUGAUUUUUCUUGUUUUUGUUUUGGCUUUUAGGGCAUUAAGAGGUCUUGAAAACAGAUUGACCAAAAAUUUUGGGUGUCAAAGAAAAAUUGGAAAAUCAAGGAUAAUUUAUGCCUAAAAUCUUUGCCGAAUCUCCUAAGAUAGUGUGUCAUUGUAUGGUCUCACUGUUUGCUAUCUAAUUUUACUGAGAUUUAGCGAUUUUUUAAAGAUAUGACCCGAUAUUACACUAGGUAUUGAUAUUAAAAUAAUUUUUUUCUCUUCAGAGAUGUGGAUGAAGUCAUUGAAAGAGCCAACCGCACCGAAUACGGACUUGCCGGUGGUGUAUUUUCGAAAGAUACGAACUUGGCAUUGCGCGUCGCCCGGAGGAUUAAAGCCGGAACAAUUUUUGUAAAUACCUAUCAAAAAACGGACGUGGCCGCUCCAUUCGGAGGCUUCAAACAAAGCGGAUUUGGCAAGGAUAUGGGAGAAGAGGCGCUAAGCGAAUAUCUCCAGACCAAAACCGUCACCAUGGAGUAUUAG
Molecule: messenger RNA, 1370 nt
Organism: Bursaphelenchus xylophilus (pine wood nematode)
Lineage: Eukaryota; Metazoa; Nematoda; Chromadorea; Rhabditida; Aphelenchoididae
Source: the annotation of a GenBank genome assembly